AUGGCUGAGCCCGGUCCCGCGGUGCGGAGGAAGAGCCGCCCCGGCUCUGUCCGCAAGCGGAGCCGGGCCCCGGCGCAGCCGAGCCCCGUCAGCUCGCCCGUGGCUCCCAAGAGACGGAGCUCCGGUGGCGAGGAGCCCCCGGCGGAGACGCCGUGUAGCAAUGAUAGUGAAGAAGAUAUGUUUGGCGACUAUGACAGCUUUUAUGGAAGUGAUUCUUUGCUAGCUCAAGUUGAUGAUAUAGAGCACAAAUACCUGCAGGAUAAAAGUAUGGAUGUUAAAGCAGCUGGAGAAGUCAUACUUGGGAAUCUUCAGCCAGGAACUCACCAGAAAAAAAAAGAUAAUUUUUCUACUUCAGAAAAUACGGUUGUCCUUCAAGCUGACAAAGAGGAUGCUUUCCAAAUGAAUGAAAGUGACAUGGUGGAUAGCAAUCAAGAACCAACUGAAUCUAUUUUAGAUGACUUGCCAUCAUCACAACUUUUGUAUUUUGAGAAAACGGAUGAACUUUCUUCUGGUUCUAGAACAUCUCCGGUCUCAGAAAGGAGGAGUAAAGGUGUGACUUCUUCCUCAGACAAAAUCAGGAGUCCAUCAUCUUUUUGUCCUGAUGCUGAACACAGGAGCAGACCUACUGACUUUUCCUCAGACUCCAAGUGUGAUUUAUUUAAAACUGAGAGUCUUAAAGAUCAUCUGAAAAGCGCUAUGACUGGAAAUGCCAAAGCCCAGACUCUGCAGGUCUCUAAGACCAAGCAGCUUAAAGAAGCUCUUUUAUCCGAAGAGAUUUGCGUUGCUAGGAAAACUAUUGAAUCUUCUUAUGUUGACAUAGGCCCUUUUUAUGGAUUACCUAGCAAAGUUAAAGAUCUCUUCAGACAAUUUCGAGGGAUUGAAACGCUUUAUGAAUGGCAGCAUGAUUGUUUAAUGUUAGAAUCUCUACAGCACAGAAAGAAUUUAAUAUACUCAUUGCCAACCAGUGGUGGAAAAACACUUGUAGCUGAAAUAAUAAUUCUCCAAGAAUUACUCUGCAGGCAGAAAGAUGUUCUGAUGAUCCUGCCAUAUGUUGCUAUUGUCCAGGAAAAGGUCUGGAUACAGGGUUUAUCGAGUUUUGGGAUAGAAUUGGGUUUCCUGGUUGAAGAAUACGCAGGAAGUAAAGGAAGAUUUCCACCAAUCAAGAGGAGAAAAAAAAAGUCUCUUUAUAUUGCUACUAUAGAAAAAGGACACGCUCUAGUGAACUCCUUAAUUGAAACAGAAAGAAUUGAUGACCUCGGUCUGGUUGUAGUAGAUGAGUUGCAUAUGCUUGGUGAGGGAAGUCGUGGAGCAACACUGGAAAUUACCCUUGCGAAAAUUCUUUACACUAGUAAAAACACGCAAAUCAUUGGAAUGAGUGCAACUUUAAAUAAUGUUGGAGACCUGCAGAAGUUCUUGCAAGCGGAGUACUAUACUAAUAAUUUUAGACCGGUAGAAUUAAAGGAAUACGUAAAGAUACGAGACACCAUUUACGCAGUUGACAGCAAAACAGAAAAUGGCUUUACUUUUUCACGUCUCCUUAAUUUCAAGUAUUCUAGUAAUCUGGAGAAAGCAGAUCCUGACCACAUCAUUGCACUGGUUACUGAAGUUAUUCCUAAGUAUUCCUGCCUAAUCUUUUGUCCCACUAAAAAGAAUUGUGAAAAUGUGGCUUCAAUGGUGUGCAAGUACCUCAAGAAAGAAUUUAGAGCUCACAGGGAGAAAGAGAAACAAGACCUCAUCAAGAACCUAAAGAGUAUUGGAAAUGGAAGUGUCUGUCCUGUUCUGAAGCAAACAAUCCCUUUUGGUAUUGCCUAUCACCAUAGUGGCCUUACAAAUGAUGAAAGAAAAAGCAUAGAGGAAGCAUAUUCUACAGGUGUCCUGUGUCUGCUUGCUUGCACAGCUACUUUAGCUGCUGGAGUUAACCUGCCAGCUAGAAGGGUUAUUCUCAGAGCUCCUUAUGUUGCUAAUGACUUCCUGAAGAAGAACCAGUACAAACAAAUGAUUGGCAGAGCUGGUCGAGCUGGUAUUGACAGUGCUGGAGAAAGUAUUCUCAUAGCGCAAGAAAAAGACAAACACUUGGUUCAGGUUUUAGUUAACAGUCCUUUGGAGAAUUGUUACAGCAAUCUUCUGCUGGAGUUGACCAAGGGAAUGCAGAGCCUGUUGUUAUCUUUGGUUGGACUGAAGAUAGCAGUUACCCAUGAGGAAGUCGACAAUUUUAUGUGCAGUACAUUGCUGGGUGUUCAGCAGCAGCUGCUGUCUAAAGAGAAGAGCCUCUCGGAAAUAAUUAAAGAUGGGCUAGAAAACCUAAUAGAAAAAGGACUCCUAAAAGGAAGAAUAUCUGAGAAGGACCACAAUUCAAAAUGUACGCUAACAAUCACACCGUUGGGUAAAGCUACAUAUAAAGGGUCUAUAGACUUGGCAUACUGCAAUCUUCUUUACAGAGAAUUGAAGAAGGGUUUGGAAGGGCUGAUUCUUGAGAGCAAUCUUCAUCUUCUAUAUCUGGCAACUCCAUAUGAUAUGACUUCUAACUGUAGCCCAGAUUGGAUGAUAUACUUGAGACAGUUCAACCAGCUAAGUGCAGCAGAGCAAAAAGUAGCGGAUAUUGUGGGAGUACCUGAAAGCUUUAUUACAAAAAAGGCUUCUGGUCAAGCCAUCAGAAAGAAUGUGGACAGCGCUGUGGUAAACAGGCUCUACCUGUCAUUUGUCCUUUAUACCCUACUGAAAGAGACCAAUAUAUGGAGCGUUUCAGAGAAAUUUAAUAUGUCCCGAGGAUAUGUGCAAAAUCUCCUUAAUUCUGCUGCCUCAUUUGCCUCCUGUGUUCUACAUUUCUGUGAGGAAUUGGAAGAAUUCUGGGUUUAUAAAGCCUUGCUGACAGAACUUACCAAGCGGUUGACAUACUGUGUUAAGACAGAGCUCAUCCCUCUGAUGGAGGUAGCAGGGGUUCUAGAGGCACGAGCAAAACAGCUUUAUAAUGCAGGAUACAAAACUUUAGCACACUUGGCUAAUGCAAAUCCAGAAACUCUGGUCAAGAUGAUUGAGCACUUGUCACGACGUCAAGCCAAACAAAUUGUUUCAUCUGCACAGAUGCUGCUGAGUGAAAAAGCUGAGGCUUUACAAGAAGAAGUUGAAGAACUCUUAAAAGUGCCUACAGAUAUCCCAGGGACCUACUGACCAACUGUCAUGAAGAAAAAAUCAUGAAUCCAUAAAUUGGGAUAUUUUUAAAUUUUUAACUUUCCUGUGUAAAACUGCUGACACAUGUGCUUGAGUGAGCUACUCCAAAAUUCCUACUUGCAGGAAUCUCUGUACUCUAGGUGUAGCUAAUAGAAGGAGAGAAACAGAAUCGCAAUUCAUAACAAAGAAGUUGUCCCGGAGUUGUGUAAGAAACUGUAAAUGAUGCCUAGUUUAAGCCUCGUUAAACGAUGCAAAUAUCAAA
Messenger RNA from Nipponia nippon (crested ibis), 3430 nucleotides. The record is from RefSeq and is a predicted model, not a curated record. NCBI's taxonomy places the organism in Eukaryota, Metazoa, Chordata, Aves, Pelecaniformes, Threskiornithidae.